Molecule: messenger RNA, 964 nt
Organism: Oryza brachyantha (malo sina)
Lineage: Eukaryota; Viridiplantae; Streptophyta; Magnoliopsida; Poales; Poaceae
Product: protein CWC15 homolog
Exons: 7
Coding region: 93-782 (229 amino acids)
Biological process (GO): mRNA cis splicing, via spliceosome
Cellular component (GO): catalytic step 2 spliceosome
Molecular function (GO): RNA binding
Source: RefSeq, a predicted model, not a curated record
UGCAGCCGCGUCUCGUCGACGAGAGGAGGAACCGAUCGGAGCACCUCGCCUCGCCGCCUAGGGUUUCGUCCGCAACCGCGCCGCGGGGAGAGAUGACGACGGCGGCGCGGCCGACCUGGGCGCCGGCCAAGGGCGGCAACGAGCAGGGGGGCACACGCAUCUUCGGGCCCUCGCAGAAGUACUCCUCCCGCGACCUCGCCGCCCACACCACCCUCAAGCCCAGAAAAGAGGGACAGCAUACCCAAGAAGAGCUACAGAAGAGGAAUCUCAGAGAUGAACUUGAGGAGCGUGAGCGGAAGCACUACUCGUCCAAGGAUAAGUCCUAUGCUGAAGAGAGAGAUAGGCGGAAAAGCUCAAGUCUGCUCCUAGAAGGUUCAAAGCGAGAGGCUGAGGAUAAGAUAGUUCCUAGAGAAAUUGAUGCAGAUGAUUCUGAUGUAGAACCCAGAAGUGAUGAUGAAAGUGAUGAGGAUGAUGAUGACGACGACACUGAAGCUCUAAUGGCAGAGCUUGAAAGAAUUAAGAAAGAAAGAGCUGAAGAAAAGCUUAGAAAGGAGCGCCAAGAAGCUGAAGAGGAAGCCAAGAUGAAGGAAGCUGAACUGAUGCGGGGGAACCCCCUGAUCAAUAUUAAUAACGCUGGAUCCUUCAAUGUUAAGAGAAGGUGGGACGAUGAUGUUGUAUUCAAGAACCAGGCUCGUGGAGAGACCAAGACACCGAAACGUUUCAUCAACGACACUAUCAGGAGUGAUUUCCACCGCAAGUUUCUGCAGAGGUACAUGAAGUGAUGCCGCCGCUGUAUACGCUAUGUUUUGGGCAUCACGGCCUAAGUCUGAGAUCGCUAUGUUUCUGUAAUUUGAGUGGAAGAUCUAUGUAUGACAUAACUGUAACAUCUGCUUAAUCUGGAUGAAACAUCUGUCGUUGAAAAUGAAAAAAAAAAAACUAUGCUUGUGUAUUGCUCGGUGGCUAA